Monascus purpureus is the source of this 648-nucleotide messenger RNA. The record is from the annotation of a GenBank genome assembly. NCBI's taxonomy places the organism in Eukaryota, Fungi, Ascomycota, Eurotiomycetes, Eurotiales, Aspergillaceae.
AUGGCUAAUAAUGGCCAGAUUCUACAGGCACAGCUCAACCCCCUCAUGAGAGAGCUCCAGCGGGACAACACUGCUGUUUUCCACUUUAUCGAAGGAGACAUCGAAGCCACGCCCGGACCAGGAAUCGAAGGGUUCUUCGACGGGCCCUUUUACAGCUACUACAAGUUCCCGCGGACAUUUGACGACACUGACGCGGACGAAUCGAUGCUGGAGGCGUAUGAGCUGCUAUAUGAAGUCGUUGAACAAGACGGCCCCUUUGACGGCGUCCUGGGUUUCUCGCACGGUGGCACCCUUGCUUCGGGCUUCUUGGUUCACCAUGCAAAAACACGACCCUACGAUCCGCCGCCAUUUCGAUGCGCGGUCUUCUUGAACUCCCUGCCGCCGUUCCGGAUGGAGAGUUUGGACAAGACCCCUGUCGUGGAUGAGGGGCUGGAGGGGUACAUUAAUAUUCCUACGCUCAGCAUUGCGGGCAGGAAGGAUUUCGCAUACAAGUUUUCUCUGGCGCUGCACGGUCUCUGUGAUCCGCGAGUGUCUCAUCUGGUCGUACACGACAAGGGCCAUGAUGUUCCUCGCGAUCCGAAGAACGUGUCGGCCAUGGCACAGGCGAUCCGGGCAUUGCUGACGGAGGCGUUGUUGUAUUCGUGGUGA